AUGGAAUAUAAGCCUUGGCUGAUAUUCCUCGUCCUUUCCUUGGCCGUGGUGGCCGAGUCAUCUUCACUCCAUGAUGCCACCAACUGGGGUCUCACAAAAUAUGGCAGUACUGCAGGCUCCUGCAAUAGUGAAGUGGGGGUCUGCAUUGGAGAGGGCAAUGAAAUGUUGAUGGCUUCUCUUCAUGCCCGACAUCUUGCCCAGCAAAAGUACAUUAGCUAUGGAGCUCUCAGGGCCAACGGCGUUCCCUGUGGCCGCCGCGGCCAAUCCUACUACAACUGUCAAAUGAGGCAAAAGGCCAAUCCUUACAGACGUGGUUGCAGCAUCAUUACCCACUGUGGCAGGAUCACUGACUGA
Juglans microcarpa x Juglans regia is the source of this 354-nucleotide messenger RNA. Its product is annotated as protein RALF-like 19. The transcript has a single exon. NCBI's taxonomy places the organism in Eukaryota, Viridiplantae, Streptophyta, Magnoliopsida, Fagales, Juglandaceae. The record is from RefSeq and is a predicted model, not a curated record. Bases 1 to 354 code for a protein of 117 amino acids.